UACUCCGAUGGCUGAACAAUUGUUGUUUACUGUCAAGAUUACAUACGCAAUAAGCUGGCCUAGUUAAAUGUGGCUCUUCAAUUUAGCAAUAUGUACUUUCCUGUUAUACAUAGUUGUUUGUUUUUAGGAAAGUAUUAUGAUUAGAAACAUGCACACUUCUCAGUUACAGGCUUCAUGACGGUCCACGGGUUAUCCUGGGACGAUGAAGUGGACGUGGUUCCAGAUGGCAGAGUUUUCUGGCAUUAUUAUCCUACUGCUGUUAAGUUUCGGAAAAAUCGUUGAAGGACGCUGCCCAAAAUACAUGUAUGAAGUCCCCAAUCGACCUGAGCUGUGUGACCUGUGUCGGAUCUGUCCUGACAAUGUGGAGGGGACACCUUACAUUCAGCCAGGUUGUCACGAGCAGCUGCCCAAUGGACGGAAAGUGCAGUGCAGCAAUAUCAACUUCAGCAAGCCAGCAUGUGCAGAGCGGAAGCCAGAGAUCGGCAGUCUCAGGUGCAGUGAUGGCAAUACUGUCUACAGCACCUGCUCAUUACGAUGUCCUCGGGGAUACAAGCCAACUGUGUCACAUAAUGUUACCUGCCUGGCAGAACCACACAUACAGUGGAGUCACCUGUCGCCCAUCUGUCAGAGUAAAAGACAAUCAAAACAGAAGAAAAAGCACAGACACAGAGUUUUGAGCGCAGUGGCCAUGUUCUUUAUAGUGGUGUUGUUCCUGCUUGGGCCGUGGUGUAUUCUCAUCUGUCUCAUCAGCUAUAACAAGAAACAAGAACAGCACAGUCUACAAACGGAACAAGCUGCAAAGAAUCCCAGAAGUCGAGUUGUGAUGAAGCUGAUUAACGCAGAGCACAGCCAAAGAUGCUACGUCCUCCGAAACAAGUGGGUCGCCAAAGAUGGUGCUAAUGUCACAAUCUCAGCCACACCCAAGGAGGAAGCUCUGACAGUAACAGCCUUGACAGUGGAGAAGAUAGGACCAAACAGUGCCAUCUACAUGGCUCCCAGGUCGGCACCAAGUCAGAUCAUCCUGCACAAUGUGUCAGCACAACACCCCGGGCGGUACAACUGGAUUGUCAACCUCAGUGAUGGUACCUCGGAGUGUGGGGUGUUCUUCCUAGAGGUGAAAGUGUCUGCAUUGUCAGGCCUGUCUAGACAAGGAACUGGGUUUGGGAGGCUCAUGAAGAACCGCAGUGACGUCCAGCGAUUGUGUGUCCUGUUAGAUCAGGAGGAGGUCCCGAGUGUCGUUUCUUGGCGUGACAUAGCCACGUCCCCCCUCCUCAACUACGACUUGCAGCAGAUCAAUCAUGAGGAGUACCAUCUGAAAGGUAAACCCUGGACAAAGGGCCCUACGAUGAACGUGCUGACACUUCUACACCAGAAGGGCACCACCAUUGCAAGUCUGACAGAGUUCUUGAACAAUCAUAUGAGUCCAACCAGUGAGCCUCUCCAAAUACUGAACAAGUACUUAUGACUAAUACUGUACGUUGUUUCUAGACAAGUUUUAAAUUAUUGUGACACAUUAAGGAUGGAGUGUCAUCAAAAUUUUAUGUCAGUCAUUUAAACAGUGGGAGUAGUCUUAUUAAACUUGUGAGCCAGGUCAAAACAAAGACUAUAUAAUAAAUUAUUUUACUAAAUUUUAAAUGUUGAUUUUAUGGUCUCUGGUCCCAACAAAAUUAUUACUUUUUUAAAGAAAAAUGUUUGUGUUUCAAAUGUAAGAAGCUGCCAUUUAGUAGUUCUUGUCAUUAAAUGCAACAUUACCCAGAGUGUUCGCUCAAUAGUGAAAAUAUUGAAGCAACUUAUUAUUUUGUUGCCUCUUGAACUGCCAUAAGUGUAUACUGUGAGCUGAAUCUAGAGUAAAUAAGACCUGAUUCAUCAUUACGUGGUGUACAUAUAUUCAAUAUAACCAUAGUUGGUGUCAUUAUAGCUCAUUUCUUAUGUGAUCUCAUUUAGCAUUGUUUCUGGUGUCCCCCGCCGUGAUAUUGCUGGAAUAUUGCUAAAAGCGGCGUAAAACCAUACUCACUCAUUUAGCAUUGUCAAAAGGAUGUGCCUUUUGGAUAUUCUUGAGAUGACAAGAGUUAUUUCCCUUGUCUUAUAAACGGACCGUGAUGUCACUCUAUUGUUCUUGCAAGGCAGUAUUUCUAGUCAUAUCCCGAUGGCCCGUCGAUUAGGGGGCAUUACUUAAAUAUUGUCCCUCUGCCACAGGUGUUACUUCAAUAUUGUCCCUCUGCCACAGGAUAUUACUUCAAUAUUGUCCCUCUGCCCCGGGAUAUUACUUCAAUAUUACUUGUUGUGAAGAUUGAUAUAACUUUGUCUUGCUACCGCUGAAUGCGAUCGUAAGACAUCACAUUAUUGAAAACUUCCAACAUUAGUACCGAUAUCUGGUUUCGAACCUGCAACCCUUCGCUUAUUAGCUUGGCGGUUUUAUUCACUAGGGUACGAAGGAUCACUGUGAAGAAUAAGAUUGUUUGUCAGCAUGAACCGUGUGUUCCUCACAAGACGAGUAGUGCGGGCAGCGCGCGUGCAGGACACAGGUAGCAUGUGCAGAGCAUGUGCAUUACGCAUGCAAGGCAAGGUGUCGGCUGCCAGUCUCAUCCCAGUUGAUUUCAACAGUAAAUACCAAAUAUUGAAAUUAUAUCUUUUGGUCGGUUUAUAAGUUGGAUAUAACAUGACCCGUGGGCAUUAUUGAAAAGUAAGCCCUCUUCCCUCGGGAAGUGGGCUUACUUUUCAAUAAUGCCCACGGGUCAUGUUAUAUCCUACACAUAAUGUCCUUUGUCCAUACUUUUAUUUGCAAGCAGAUAUGGCAGGCAGACGAAAUAGUUUAAAAAUUCAGUUUGGGUUGAAGGAUCUUUAAUCCUGACAAUAAAAUAGCAACAGUUUAAUUGUGAAAGUUGGAGCACAGUCAGGACAGUCCUGGAAUAUGAGAUGUAUAAUUGACAGGGAGUAAUAUUAUUGUGUAGCGGUGACAGCCUUGUGACACAGUAUUGAAAAGAGUGAUUUUUUAAACUAUUGAUGAAGCUUUCUCACAGACAGUUCAAAACCUAAAACUUGUUUCAUGCAUUAUGAUACCCUUCAUUUCUUUCAAGUGUAAAAGGGUUCUUGCCCCACCCUGUUGUUUCAUUUUGUAUGAGUGCAUUGGAUUAAAUAACUGAUGAUAAUGAUGAUGCUGAUGAUGAUGAUGAUGCUGAUGAUAAUGAUGAUGCUGAUGAUAAUGAUGACUGUGGUGAUAUACAUAUAUUUUGAUUCGGGGAUCUGCAACACAAAUACUUUGUCUAACCUAAUUACAAAUCGCAGUCAGUUAAUUUUAAGUAUGUCACAUAUAUUUAUGUACCUGGUAUAAGGUAUAUAUUGAUAACUUUCUACAUGGAAGUUAUCAAUAUAUACCUUAUACCGGGUACAUAAAUAAAUGUUUAGACAACUGUUCCCAACUAUGUGGUAAAACUCAUGUUAAUAUUUAUGUUCACUGAAAUAUUGUUAUGUAUAUAGUUUAUUGAUGCUUGCCACUGAUCUACAUAGUAGGAAUGUUUACUCACUGUAAGCCUCUUUGGAGCUUGUGACAGGUAAAUGUUGUACAAGCAAUCAGUGUUGAGUGAGUGAGGAAUUCAGACAAGUAUUUUGGAUUUGUGUGUGUCAAACAUGAUUGUGAUAAACGAUAUCUUAAUGGGAACAAUGCCAUGGAGUGUCCAUGCAAGAUUAUUUGGCAGGUAUAUAUGUGUUCUUUGGCAGUUUCUCUUUGCCAGAUUGAAAAUGUGUGAAUCAAGGGCUUAAGAAAGAGGCUUCUUGUUGGUUAACAACCCUCAGAUCUUUGCACGGAAAUAUUGAAUGAGAGUAAAUGAUUGGAUUUUGUGAAACUGAAGAAAGUGAAAAAAAUGAAAUCUAACACAAUUCGUUUAAACUGCUCAUAGCUAUAGCUUCUUAUUGGACAUCCCUUUAUCAUUAGUGUAAUAUGUAUCACUCUGUAUUGUGUUAUUUAAACCAUUUUUGGACUUUUCUCCAACAUCAAGCUGACACGCUGUGAUAUAACGUGAAUACUGAAGAAUGGGGUGAAUAAAAUCCCUUUUCACUCAUUCUCAAGUAUAUUAUUCACCCUGUUUGACAAGUUAUUGCUUUCUAAGAAACACAAGUUAGGGACUGUUCAUAAUUUAUGGCUAGGGUGUGUGUGUGUGUGUGUGUUUGUGAUGAUGCGUUUUACGGAGAAGCAUGUACAAUGGGAAUGAUUCCCCACCCCCACCCCCCCAAAAUUCAUGUACAAGGUAAGUGACCUCCCUGCAUAUCAUGUACAUGUGUACAAAAUUGAUGACCCCCCAACCCCCUUAAAAUCCUCAUCAUCCACCCUUAGCCAUUAAUUAUGAACGGUCCCUUACAUGUCAAGUUUCACUUUUAUCAUGGCAAGCAAGAAAGAUUGAAAUAUUCUUAUGUAUGUAUGUUAUUGACCAAAGUCUUUCAUGUUUGGCAAGAUAAAGAGGCUGGUUUACCAAAUACAUCAGAUUAUGCAUUAAGACUUACCAUCACUGAGGGGUGGGGAGUGACAUUUGUUAAUAUGAAACUAAUGUUAUAUUUUCUGUUGCCUUGGUGACAUUUGGUUGUAUGGAACACAUUCUCCUACCCCGGGUGAUUCAAUGGUUGAUACACAAUGGUGUUACCCACCUUGCAGGAAUCUUUGGUAUGUCACACCAAACAGAGUCGGUUUUAAACAUUAGUACUGUUACAGUCUUAGCCUUGACAUUUGUUAAUGCAUUCUUUUUUAAUGUUUUCAACGCAUGCAGAUAAUUUUUCUUGCAAUUUUGAUUGUUUGUAAGAUUUUACAAUAAGUUUAAAUAUUUGUUGUUGUGACAAUAUAAUUCAUUCUCCGUUAUAUUAGGCCAAAUAAAAAAAAAUUGUGGUUCCGAUUACACCUCUUAAAAAUUUAGGGUAGGUAGGUUUGUACUUUUCCAGAAGUAAAGUACAAACUAAUAACACAUUUAUCAAUGUGUAAUUGUUUAUUCAAUCAAGCUUGCAGCCAUCAUAUCGACUUUCUAUAUCAGAGUGACAUAUCUGUUGGUGCCGGGACAAAAACAAUGGUAUCUGAAAGCUUAUAUUAUUCAUUCCGCUUAAAAAAAAUAGGGUCAGCACCAGAAUUCAAGGGUCGGUAUGGGGAUUCGGAACCACAACAUUUUUAUUUUUAGGCCUUAGCAAAAUAAUUUUAAACUGUUUUCUCCAAGAAAGAUUUCUUCCUGUGACAAACCUCACAUGCCUUCUAUUGAACACACUGGUCCUCAAUAGCCUGGUGAGUGAAUCAGAGGCUAAAGGCAUGGUGUUAUGGUUUGAAGCAGUUUGAAGCAGUGCCAUUUAAGACAAUUGUUGCUUUCGGAAUGUAUGUAUAUUUGGCAUUUCAUUGGUAAGAUUUUUCAGCAAAUGGACGAUAGUUGGUGGUAAGUUAAAACAUACCAAAAUGAUCAUCAGUAGUCUCCUAUCUUGUGUCCACAAAGGGGACAUUUGUCAUGAUUAAUAGUGAUUAGUGUUUAAGUAAGUGACACCCUCCCCCUGCAUAUCAUGUACAAAAUCAAUGACCCCCUCACCAGUACAUGUGUACAAAAAUGAUUCCAUCCCACCUCCCCGAAGAAAAUGGUUGACUGCCCCUUAAAAUCAUCAUCACCCCCCUAGCCAUAAAUUAUGAAUGGCCCCUUAACUGACUAGUCUAGCUUUACACUGCCAGGACCAUGAACUAACUGAGUGUGUUGCCAAGAAACUUUGUUGACACAAGAACACAUUUCAUCACAUUUUUAUGGAAUAUUUUUCAUUUUGCAUAUUUCAAAAAUCUACAGAAUACUUUGUAUAACAGGCAGUCAAUAUCCUAAGAAAUUUCUUCUAAACCUGCAGAGUUAUCUCCCUUUGUUUCCAGAUAGAAUCAGAGUAUACAUGGCAGUAAUUUGUUGACCAUGAUGAUAGUAUAAUUUUUCCCCUCUGUUAACAAUGUUUCAGCAAUGUCACAUAUGUUCAAGUAAAGAAAUCCAUUUGUAUCCAUGUAAGAAAUUGAACUUUGACCUUUAGCUUUUGUGGUGUAAAGUGUUUCUGUAAAUCAUCCAAUAUUUAAUGCUGAUGAAUUGAUACGGGUAUUACAGUUUUGGAUCUUAAGUCUUCAGUGUUUUUGCAACUGUUUUCAGUUGCAAAGCAAUUUGAUAAUGAAUGUCAUUUUUAGCUCAAAUCCAAUUUUCAAGUGUAUACUUCAUUUUGCACUGCAUUUUUUUUAUCAUAUGAUGGAGAUUUUGCUUUGUUGAAGAAUAUUUAGGCACAAUUUGACUUAAUAUCAUGCUGUAGUUCUCUUCCUUCUUUGUUCAUUAUAAGAACAUUCCACAAUUCUCAGACUAACCAUUACAUGCCCUCACUCAAACAAAUACUGGUUUUGCAGACCUACCUCAUGAGAGAGUACUCAACUUUUGUUAAGGAUAUCAGCCAAUACCAGUAUUUAAUCAAACAUAAGUGUUAACUGUUUGUCUAAUAUUCAGGUUAUGCUAUUGUAGCUUCAUGCUUAUUAUUGCUGGUUUGUAAGAAGAAAAUGGUUUGUGACAUUUUACACUCGUGUUUUGUCUUGCCGCUACCGUUAGGAGUGUCUAGGGAAUGCCUCAUGUAUCUCCACAUUCCAUUCUAUAAUUUGAAUAACAUUUCUUCUUUCUAGUCAAGUUUCAAGGUUAAAACAUUUCUCCCAAUAAACAAGGAUCUGUAGUGGAAAGAAGUGACAGAAUCUAAACAACAAAGGAAAAGAAAAACAUUUUCCUCAAUAGACAAGAAUCUUGAUAGGUUAAAAAUAGAUAAAAGGUUCAACCUGCAUUGUAUUAGCUGAAAGAAUAACCAGUAAAGUAAGUUGUCUUGAGUCCAUAUUUGAAAAUGUUUUACAUGAUGAGUGUCAUCAAAAUAUCCCUUGUAAAAGGAGAGUAAUAUGAUAUUAAAAAGAGAGUACUAUAUUGAAAAGAGAGUAAUAUGAUAUGAAAAGAGAGUAAUAAUAUAUAAAGAGAGUACCGUAAUAUGAUAUGAAAAA
This is a messenger RNA of Haliotis rubra (blacklip abalone), 7006 nucleotides long. RefSeq lists its product as uncharacterized. The transcript has 11 exons. Lineage: Eukaryota; Metazoa; Mollusca; Gastropoda; Lepetellida; Haliotidae. The coding region runs from base 203 to 1465 and encodes 420 amino acids. The record is from RefSeq and is a predicted model, not a curated record.